Molecule: messenger RNA, 1325 nt
Organism: Microplitis mediator
Lineage: Eukaryota; Metazoa; Arthropoda; Insecta; Hymenoptera; Braconidae
Product: apolipoprotein D-like
Exons: 4
Coding region: 488-1066 (192 amino acids)
Source: RefSeq, a predicted model, not a curated record
UCAAGAUGCCUAACAAGUAAAAGGCUCGGUAUUGCGGAAGGAGUAGCUUACAGAUGGUAUUUUUUUCACUAACUAUGAGUAAAUAUUCACUGCAGAAUAGUGAUUUUCGUUGAAUCAUUUUUAGAGAUGAGUAAAACCAUUGCACAAGGUCUGAAUCUCUUCAUUGGAUAUACUUAAAAUUUUCUCGAGGAAAAAAAUAUCGAAGUGUCAAAAUAUUACUAAUGCAAUCCUAUGGAUGAUAAAAAAUAAAUUUUUAAUUAUAACUUUUAUCAAAGUUCAUCGACCUACGAUAUUGACAGACUUGUUAAUGAGAUUAUUAUCUUUAUUAUUAAUAUUAGCAUUUUGCCAUUUACUAUUUAACUGUCUCAAUCGUAUGCAUAUAGUUGAAUAAUUCAAUCGGCUGAACAAGUGAAUAAACAAUUUUUUGAUGACUAUAUAUACUAGUGAAAUCAGCAAACAGAAAUCAGUUGUUCGAUAAUAUUUAAAAAUGUUGGGUGUUAAAAUUAUAUUUUGCUUAAUUGCUAUACCUCUAUCUCAGGCAACACAAUGCCAUAAAACUUGUCCCAAUAUAACUGUGGAUCCAGUCGAUUUUGAGAAAAUGUCUGGACCAUGGUACGAAUACCAACGUAGCACUAAUAAUUGUGGUCCAGAUAAGUGUCCUAAAUUAGUAUGGGGUAAACCUGUCAAAUGUGUUUCAAAACUUGUCUACAAGAGUGUUUCAAAUUUAACCAACGUAACUUCAACAAUGAUUUCCCAAGUCGUCUCAAAUAAACAAGGAACAGGUUUCACAUACCAUUUGCCGAUUUACGGAAAUUUAUACAAAGAACAUUUGAUUAUUGCAACAGAUUAUGUCAGUUAUGCGAUAGUAUAUACUUGCGAAAAGCGAGGAUCGAAGAUUGUUGAAUUAGGCUGGGUAUUUAUACGAAGAAUGUCACCACCGUGCGAUAUUGAAGAUAUAGUUGAAGAAGCAUUCAAUAAUUACGAUCUCGAGGUGCCGGAAAUGUUUACAAAUGAUCUGGAAUCAUGUGCCUGUGUCUUUUGCAACUACCAAUUUCCUGCAAUCUAAAAAUGUGUUCUAUGUAUAAGCCCAAAACCGAAACUAUAGUUUUUUGUAAUCACUUAUAAUACGUUUUACAGUGUGUUAAAUAUCUAUAGAUUGCUUAUGGCGUUUCAAUGUUUUUUGGCAGGUGUGAUAAUUUUGACUACACACUUAGUCUUAGAGUGGACACUCUACAAACAUGUGAUUGAACUUUAUUAUAACUUCUGUAAUUUGUUAAAUAAAUAUAUGAUACUCAUUAAUUGAAACAUUAUCUCAGUAGAUAAAA